AUGGCGGGAGCUGCCAUUGCCACUGUAUCGACCCAGCUACCCUUCAAUUCCUCUAAUUAUGUAUUUCCGCUCCACAAACGUCUCCAAUCAAUCCAACUUCCUUCUUCAAUUCCUUCCCAUCCCCACAAAAUCACACAUCUACUGCUUUGCCAAGCCAAGACAAACGCAGAGUCGGGGGAUUUGAAUGAAGUAAGUUUUGGAGGGAGUGAAGUGAUGGAGGAAUAUGACAUUGAUGACGAUGAAGAAGAAGAGGAUAACACGGAGAGCAGCGUUGAUUUGCUAUUAAAGUUGCUUCACAGCAUGUUCAAGAAAGUCUCAAAGCAAGUUCGGAAAGCUUCCCGGAGCGUAUCAUUUGCAGUUGAUGGGGUUCUGCUCUUGGCUUCACUUUCUGUUUUGAAAGCGCUUCUUGAGGUGGUCUGCACACUUGGUGGAACUGUCUUUGGGGUAAUCUUGCUGUUGCGGGUUAUCUGGUCUGCCGUCUCAUACUUUCAAUCCAGUGCGAAUGGUCCUCACCACCCUCGGUCUUCUUACGGCAGACCACAGCCAAUAACCUAA
Molecule: messenger RNA, 555 nt
Organism: Oldenlandia corymbosa var. corymbosa
Lineage: Eukaryota; Viridiplantae; Streptophyta; Magnoliopsida; Gentianales; Rubiaceae
Source: the annotation of a GenBank genome assembly